CACAUUCUAGAGAAAACAAAAUUGACUCUUCCUUAUCUUAGUGUUUGAUGAAUAACCCUGUAGCAUAAGCACCAUAAGCACCAUGUAUUCAGCAACCAUAGGACAAAGACACUUCAAUCCACACUAUGCACUUCCAGAAACCAAUACUGAAGUAUAUGUCAAAUCUGAGAGUUCCUGAGUCAUUCCAUGAUGUUCCUUAGCUGCCAGGGGCUCACUCACACUAGUCUUACAUGUCAGUAAAGAGGUCAGGGCUUAAAAUCCUCUAAUAUCCCAAAUUUGUUACGAGUUUCUGAACAAUAAUACCCUAACUAUGCUCAUCAUUCUGUCCCUCCUGUUUAGAGGGAAAUGGAAAAACUACCAAUAUUUGCUGACUUUAUACUUUGCCAUUGAAGAGAUCAAUAAGGAUGCCCACCUGCUUCCCAAUGUAACCUUGGGAUUCCACCUCUUCAAUGCCUUUCACUCUCACCGAAGAACUUUAGAGGGCCCUCUGAUGUGGUUGUCUGCAAGGAGUGAGUUUAUUCCUAACUACAAAUGCAAAAUUCAACACAAAGCGCUUGGAAUCAUUGCGGGAAUCAGGCCUGAAUUUUCUGCUGCAAUUGGAACUCUUUUGGAACUCUACAAAAUUCCACAAGUCACAUAUGGAUUGUUUCAUUCUGUGCUAAGUGACAAAGAUACAUUCCCAUCCUUGUACCAGAUUUCUCCUCAAGAAAAAGCUCUGACCCAAGGGGUGAUCUUUUUAUUGCUGCACUUUGGCUGGAAGUGGGUGGGAAUCAUUGUAGCUGAUGACCUAAAAGGAAAGGAGUUCCUCUCUGACAUGACAGCAGAGCUUGCUUCAGAAGAUAUCUGUGUGGCUUUUACAGAAAAAAUACCAACUUUUAAAAAAAUGGAUUUUCUGUUUGGGGUUGGGGUGGUGAAUUUGAGCCAACAUACAAAAGUAAAUGUGUAUGUGUUUUAUGGGGAUAUAGAUGAUGUCCUGAUUUUCUACAUACUAAACGAAAUUAAGUCAAAGAGAAAGAAGAUGUGGAUCAUGGCAAAGCCCAACUUUGUUUAUUUACAAUCUGUAUUUUAUAAGUGGAUUGGUUUGAUGCCCUUUUUUGAAGGUAGCUUCUCAUUUUCAAAGAAGAGAAAUAUCCCUGGCUUCAAGCACUUUAUCGAGGCACUUACACCCUCACAGUACCCAAGUGAUAUUUACUUCCAUAAAUUCUGGCUGGACAAUUUUCACUGCUCACCUUCUCCUUUGCUAUGUGGAAGUAAAGAACUCUGCCCACUGAAUAUAUCGCUAAAGAAUAAACAGGAAAUAAAGGUUGUGAUGAUAACUUCUGAGCCCAGCGUUUCCAUAUGGAAUGCAGUGUAUGCAGUGGCCCAUGCCCUCCAUGAAAUGCUUUUGAGUAAAACAGAAAUAGCUUCUCACAAAGACAUAAACCAGGACAGGCUUCUACCUUGGCAG
Molecule: messenger RNA, 1447 nt
Organism: Cricetulus griseus (Chinese hamster)
Lineage: Eukaryota; Metazoa; Chordata; Mammalia; Rodentia; Cricetidae
Source: RefSeq, a predicted model, not a curated record